AUGGUGGCUUGGGCUCGCGCUGAGCUUGGCGCUGAGCCCUGCGCUGGCGAGGAGGGCGACUCGGUGCCGUCCUCGCCGUCGCCGUUCCCGCUGCCGCUCGCUGCCGAGCGUGCGCGGGAAGUUCGGCCUGCCAAUCGGGGGGCCGCUCGCCGGAGGGCCAGGCGUGAGCGCGCCGAGACGCUGGUGGUCGACGCCGUCGCCUCGCUCAACGCGCUCGCCGACUCGAGGGCGGGCCAGGGGGUGCAGCUUGCACUGCCCCGCCACGUUCCUGGGCACGAGCUGUCGGACUGCCAGCGCUCCAUGCUCGGCAACAUUGCCAGGAUGGUCAAGCUCUUCGACCCGCCGAUCCCGAACUCCUCCCUCGAGGGAGGCGCUUUGGCUGAGUUGGUGCGGUCUUCGUCCAUCUACGAUGUGGAGGACACCUCGACCUCCGCGAGGUACGCCCCGAGUAUGCUCAAGGUGCUCGAAGGUCGCACGCGGCCGAUCGACGCCAGGGAGCUCGUCGGCGACUACGCGCGGGAGUACCUUGACAACCCGAACUCCAAGAUCGCCCUCGACGCCGUUGCCAGAGCAGCGGCCGCCGAGCCGAUCCAGCCACGCUGGGACCCCUCUCUCCGACAGCCAGGCCCGCGCCGACGUGACCUCAUUCGACGACUCGAUGCCGUGGGGCUCAUUGCCUAUAGACGUCGUCGGCUCGGGCGCGUGGGCAUGUUCUUUGUCGAGAAGAAGGAUAAGGACGCGAUCCGCCUCGUGCUGGAUGCGCCAGACCAGCGGGUCGUUGGGCAUAUCGUCGACCACUUCUCGACCAGACGGGAGCUGCUCUCGACCCUGCAGCACCUGCGCCCCCCGUUCAUCGGCGACGGCCGCGGGGGGCGGGGGGGGUUUGACGCCAACGAGCUCGCCGAGAUCAGACUUAUCAGAGGCCUCCUGCCCCUCGCCGUCUCGGACCUCGGCCGCCCCAUUGCGGAGCGCGUCUACUGCGGCGACUCGAACUUGCACGCGUGCACCGUCCACAUCACGAGGACGAGCCCUCGGGGCGCCUGGGCAGCUGCCAUCUACCGCGAGCGCUGGAGGUUCAGGGAGCUGGGGGACGAGCGCGAGGACGACUGCGGCGCUGGUGCCCUGCCCGACGAGACCCUGGAGCUGGAGACGGGCGGGGAGACGUUCAGCGCCUGGGCCGCCCGCGAGGUGGAGCAGGAGCUGGGUCGGCUGCGGGAGCCGCGCGUCGCCGUCAUCCCGAGCGAGUCGCAGCUGGACGAGGUCGUGGAG
Molecule: messenger RNA, 1269 nt
Organism: Prorocentrum cordatum
Lineage: Eukaryota; Dinophyceae; Prorocentrales; Prorocentraceae
Source: the annotation of a GenBank genome assembly